AAUUUUCGGUCAUAAAAUUCAUUUAAUUAUAUAUAUAUUUUUUCUCUUUUCCUCCCAACAACUAUUAUUAUUACACUUUGUCUUCACUUCGAUCUUUGUACCUUCCAAUGGAAAACAUCGACCACCGUCACUUCCUCCUCCCUUUCCUCCUCCUUUCCGCCGUCCUCUCCGCCGCAGAGGAUGGUGCCGUCAUUCUAAAGCUAGCUUCAUCCCUUAGUCCACUUCCCAGCGGCUGGUCUUCCACCUCUUCAGACAACUACUGCAGCUGGUCAGGCAUCAAUUGCGACAAAUCCAACCGCGUUACUUCCAUCAACUUAGCUUCCAAAUCCUUGUCCGGUUCACUCCCCGCCGACAUCUCCACCUUGUCGGAACUCCGUACCGUAUCGCUUCAACACAAUUCCUUAUCUGGGUCCAUCCCAUCUUUCGCCAACCUUUCCAACUUACAAAACAUUUACCUCGACGGCAACUCGUUCACCUCGGUCACCCCCAACGCGUUCUCCGGGUUAACCAGUCUUCAAAAACUGAGUUUAAGCGAAAACACGAAGCUGAGUCCAUGGACAUUCCCAGAUUUAUCCCAAUCAACGAGUCUCGUCGAAGUUCAACUCGACAACACCAACUUAUACGGCACUUUACCCGAUGUGUUCCAAUCUUUGAACAGUUUACAAAGCAUAAGGCUGUCUUACAACAACUUGAACGGCACAUUGCCGGCUUCUCUCGCCGGUUCAAUGAUUCAAAAUCUUUGGAUCAACAAUCAGAAUGUUGGGUUCACAGGUACUUUAGAUGUUUUAGCUAACAUGACAGAUUUGCUUCAAGUUUGGGUUCAUAAAAACAUGUUCACUGGUCAGAUCCCAGAUUUGUCUAAAUCUGUGGGUAUCUUUGAUAUUCAGCUUAGAGAAAACUUAUUGACCGGUCCAGUUCCAGGAUCUUUGAUUAAUCUCCCUAGUUUGAAGAACAUUUCAUUGUCUAAUAACAAAUUACAGGGCCCAUUUCCAAAAUUUCCCAACACUGUUGAGAACAUUGCUGUUAAUGGUACUAAUAAUUUCUGUAAUAGUAAUGGUGAUCCUUGUGAUCCUCAAGUUACUACAUUGCUUGAGAUUGCUGGUGGUUUUGGGUACCCUGUUUUUCUCUCGGACGAUUGGUCUGGAAAUGAUGCUUGUCAAUGGGUUUUUGUUACUUGUGAUUCACAAGGCAAUGUGGUUACUGUGAAUCUCGCAAAGAAAAACUUGGUUGGAACAAUUUCGCCGGAGAUUGCGAACCUCACGAAGUUGAAGAACUUGAAUCUGAAUGAUAAUAACUUAACAGGUUCAAUCCCUGAUGGUUUGAUUAAGUUGAAUAGUUUGCAGCUUAUCGAUGUGUCUAACAACAAUCUCACCGGUGACAUUCCGAAAUUUUCGGCUUCAGUUAAGUUUACUUAUGCUGGGAAUAUUUUACUAGGAAAAUCUAGUGGUUCUGGUGGUGGAGGAACUUCAGGUUCUGGAGGAUCUAGUGGAGGUUCGAGUGGUAGCUCGAAAAGCGGUAGCAAUGGUAAGAAUUCCGUAGCUUUGAUUGUCGGUAUCGUCAUUGGUGUAGUGGUUUUCGUUGCUGUUGUAUGCUUUGUUUCGUAUAAGUACGUGAUGAACAAGAAAUAUGGGAAAUUCGGUGUGAUGGAUGGUAAUGCUAGUGAUGCUGAGAAGGGAGUAGUUAAGAAUGGGGCGAUGAAUGGUUAUGGAGGAUUGCCUAGUGAAAUGCAGAGCCAAAGUAGCGGUGAUCAUAGUGAUCGCUAUUUGUUUGAGGGUGGAAAUGUGGCGAUCUCGAUACAUGUCCUACGAGAGGUGACUGAUAAUUUCAGUGAGGCUAAUAUUUUAGGAAGAGGGGGUUUUGGGAUUGUGUAUAAAGGUGAAUUACACGAUGGCACGCAGAUUGCUGUCAAGAGGAUGGAGUGUGCAGCUAAAGGUACUAAAGGUUUGAACGAGUUUCAAGCUGAAAUUGCGGUACUUACGAAGGUUAGGCACAGGCAUUUGGUUGCACUUUUGGGUUACUGCAUCAAUGGCAAUGAGAGGCUCUUGGUUUACGAGUAUAUGCCUCAAGGUACCCUUGGUCAACAUCUCUUUGAAUGGCGAGAAAAUGGGUAUGCUCCACUUACUUGGAAGCAACGGGUCACCAUUGCACUGGAUGUCGCGAGGGGGGUCGAGUAUUUGCACUCUUUGGCACAACAAAGUUUCAUUCACCGGGAUUUGAAGCCUAACAAUAUACUACUCAGUGAUGACAUGAGGGCAAAGGUUGCGGAUUUUGGCCUUGUUAAGAACGCACCUGAGGGAAAGUACUCUCUGGAGACAAGACUGGCUGGAACAUUCGGAUAUCUUGCUCCUGAAUAUGCUGCAACUGGACGGGUGACAACAAAGGUGGACGUGUAUGCAUUUGGAGUGGUCUUGAUGGAGAUAAUAACCGGCAGACAAGCUUUAGACGUAACCUUACCCGAUGAGAAAUCGCAUUUGGUCACAUGGUUCCGCAGGGUUCUAGUCAACAAAGACAACAUUCCCAAAGUGGUUGACGAAACAAUCAACUGUGAUGACGAGGAGACAAUGGCGAUGAUAUUCAAGGUAGCCGAGUUAGCCGGUCACUGCACCGCUCGCGAACCGCAUCAAAGACCCGAUAUGGGGCAUGCUGUCAACGUGCUUGGCCCUCUCGUAGAGCAAUGGAAACCUACUACCCAAGAGGAUGAUGGAAACACCGGUAUUGAGCUUAACAUGAGCCUCCCUCAGUUCCUACAAAAAUGGCAAGCUGAUGAAGGUACUUCAACGAUGUACGGUGAUUUCUCAUACUCCGAAACCCAAACAAGCAUCCCCGCAAAGCCCUCAGGAUUUUCAGCUACAUUCAGCUCUUCCGAUGGCCGGUGACGGAAAAUUAUAGCUAAAUAGUGUUUUGGUCAUAUAAUGUUUAUUUUUGUUGUUGUUUCUUCAAAAGCUAGCCAAUUGCUUUGUUUUGUUUGGUGAAUUUAUUUAUAUAUUAUUUCCAUAGGAAAAAGAAAA
This is a messenger RNA of Gossypium arboreum, 3008 nucleotides long. RefSeq names its product receptor-like kinase TMK4. Gene Ontology annotation, biological process: protein phosphorylation. Gene Ontology annotation, molecular function: ATP binding; protein binding; protein kinase activity. The transcript has 2 exons. The record is from RefSeq and is a predicted model, not a curated record. NCBI's taxonomy places the organism in Eukaryota, Viridiplantae, Streptophyta, Magnoliopsida, Malvales, Malvaceae. Bases 108 to 2876 code for a protein of 922 amino acids.